This is a messenger RNA of Myxocyprinus asiaticus (Chinese sucker), 2225 nucleotides long. It is a transcript of the gene b3gnt5b, whose product is annotated as UDP-GlcNAc:betaGal beta-1,3-N-acetylglucosaminyltransferase 5b. Gene Ontology annotation, cellular component: membrane. The coding region runs from base 438 to 1583 and encodes 381 amino acids. Gene Ontology annotation, biological process: brain development. The transcript has 3 exons. The record is from RefSeq and is a predicted model, not a curated record. NCBI's taxonomy places the organism in Eukaryota, Metazoa, Chordata, Actinopteri, Cypriniformes, Catostomidae.
CUUCCAGAGGGGACGGUUUGUGUACGAGCAAAUAAGGGCGGUGUUGUCCAAACCUGAAAUUGUGAGGAAAGUCCCUGUUUACGCACUUGGACCGGGACUGCAAGAUAACGCUCUUCUGAACUGACGCUGUGAGCGGUCUAAGCCUGCUUUAAUGCUUUCCACCGGUGUCAGGGAUUUCAUUAGGUCUCUGUACGGAAAACCCAAUGCUACAAAGACUCUCAGGCUUUUCACAAGCACACUGGGAGAUUCCUGCUGGUCUUUUGUUAUGAUGAAGGCCUCAACAUCAAUGGCAGCAGAACAAUUAUCAAAGUUUCAGUCAGUUUUCCUUGUCUCAUAUUGUAACUCAGAUUCAGACAAGUUUUGAAGGCUGCCAUGACUCAGCCAGGAAUCUCACAUUAACGGUUGAAUCUAAACUGGAGCCAAAGUUUGGAGGAGUCAUGAUGUUUGUAAACAUGCGUAGAAUCAGAAAAUGCAAAGUUCUACGAAUAACAUUAAUGUGCUUGGCUACCUCAAUGAUCAUGAUAUACUGGGAACAGCUUGACAAUAAAAUUGUGACCCAUGUCAAGUCCUUCAUGUACCGCUACCUUCCUAAUAGCUUCAAGUUCAUUAAUGCAAGCUUUACAAUCAGUCCUAAAGAGGCUAUCAAGUUCAGCAAUCAUAGAUACAUCAUAAACCAACAAAGAAAAUGUGUUAAAAGAGACAUACUGCUCUUGCUAUUUGUGAAAAGCUCCACUGAGAACUUUGGGAGAAGGCAGGCAAUUCGUUCUACUUGGGGAAAUGAGGCAUACAUUGAAAGGACGCUGGGUGUUACGGUAAAGGUGUUGUUUGCUGUCGGCCUUCAUCCUGAACCACAGCAGAGAAGAAAACUUCAGCUGCAGUUGUUCUUUGAGGACCAAAUAUAUCAUGACCUCAUCCAGCAGGACUUUAUAGACUCUUUCCACAAUCUUACUCUCAAGCUUCUUUUGCAGCUUGGCUGGAAAGAAACCUUCUGCCACCAUGCGCAGUUCCUCAUGUCUGCGGACGAUGACGUCUUUGUCCACAUUCCCAACUUAAUUCAUUAUUUGCAAGGGAUUGCCCGCAGUAACGUCGAAGACCUUUGGAUAGGAAGGGUGCACCGUGGAUCCCCACCGGAGAGAGACAAAGAGAGCAAGUACUAUGUGUCCCGAGAUAUGUACCCAUGGUUGUCUUACCCAGAUUACACCCCUGGGUCUGGGUAUGUCCUCUCCAAAAGUGUGGCUACAAAAAUCUAUCAGGCUUCUCUCACCUUAAAUGCUUCCCUUCACAUUGAUGACGUCUUCCUUGGUAUCUGUGCCAAAAUGUUGGGCAUCUCUCCCAAGAAUCAUUUGUUCUUCUCAGGGGAGGGAAAAGCCCCUUAUCACCGUUGUAUCUACAACCAGAUGAUGACUUCACAUGGACAUGUAAGGGACAUCCAUGAAUUGUGGAAGCUUGCAACAGAACCUGAUGUUGGUCAAAUGUCCUCAGGUCUGUUUUGGAAGCUCUACUGCACCAUGGUGAAAGUGAGGCUCCUGUGUACACCUUUUUCUUCAGUCUCAUAUCCAUGCAUGGCAGCUUUUUGGACAUGACAAUUUAGUGAAACUUAAAGGAACCCUUUGUGUUCUACUCUUAAUUUAUUGUACUGUAUAUGUAUCCUCAAAUUCUUGGUCAUAUUUUACUCCAAAAACUCCAAAAUCAAAAAUUGUGACAUUAUUUUUAUGUCAGUUGCAAACAUUUUAACCCCCAAUUCUCAUUACCGCAACAUGAACAAAGAUGAUUGUUAUGAAAUUCCCAUUACCGCAAUGUAAAAAAAAAAAAAAAGAUACAUUAAACUAUGUCAAAGUAGUAUUCCCUUGGUUACUGCCUUACAUUUUUUGCAGAUUUCAAUAAAAAAUAAAAUAAAAAUAAAUAAAAAAAAAAACAUUGUACAACAUCUUUUUUUUAAAUUGCAAUAUAGUAAAACAUUUUUUUUACAGAAAUUAGAAUAAUCAUUUAAAACAAUGGGAACAGUAAAAGUAAAACAUCCGAAUGUGUUACAAUGAGAAUUACAAUCCAAUUACAAUGAUAAUUGGGGUAAAGUGUGCUUAAAGGGAUAGUUCACCCAAAAUGUAAAUUCUCUCAACAUGUACUCACCCUCAUGCAAUCCCAGAUGUGUAUGACUUUCUUCAGCAGAACACACACACACACACGAUUUUUAGAAGAAUAUCUCAGCUCUGUAGGUCUAUACAGUG